UUCCCGUGUGUUUCUAUAGCGUGCCGAAAAAACUUUUGAGUUUAUUGGCUGUUUUCUGCUAUUGCAGAAUGAUUUAGAAAAUAAUACAAAUAUAAAAUAAAAGUCAAUUUAAUAUGGAAUAAGCAACCGAAAACUCCAAAUUGGCAACCUACGUAGUUUUGGAGAUAUCUCGUGAAAAGUGUACGAAAACAGGAAAAAAUGUACACUAAAACUGGUUGCAUUUUACACAGCUAAUGUCACUUCCCAAUGGAAAGGAACAGAGGGAAAAAAUCAAAUUUUUGAGCCAAUGUGUUAAAAUUUUGAUAAGUUCGAAAGAUGGCGCCAGUGGUUGGGUGUCUGUGCAGUGGUGAAUUUUGGCCACGCCCCUUUUCAUCGUAUGAACGCAGUAAGUGAUCAUCAGGCGAUCGUCUAUUGCAGAAAAUAUGGUCAAUUUCAAGGAGAGUACAUCAAUCUUUGCGAUGACUUCAUGUACGAUGCUGGACCAUCGAAUCGGACCACCUAUCCGUCGGCCAGUGGAACGUAUACGGCGCAGGGUUUUGCUCUGGCGCAGUCUGGGACGAUCGUGAGUGGUGGGAAUCUCUAUAACUACAUGUACAAUGCCGUUGAGGAGAGCAGUGUUAACAGUGAGGAUUUGAAGGGGGAUGGGAAGGACAGGAUGUACGGAAUGGGGAGUGAGGAGGAUACAGCGGACAGCAGGAGGAGAUAUCCGUGCCCACAGUGUGGAACGAGGUUUACACUGGUGAAAAAUAUGAAGAGACAUUUUAGAUAUGAAUGUGGAAAAGAGCCACAGUUUCAGUGUUCGUUCUGUGCAGUGAAAUUCAAGAGAAACAAUCAAUUGCAGGGACAUAUUUUGAAAAAACAUUCAAAUCUUGGUUCAUGAUCAUGCGCGAUCAUUGAUCGUUGAGGCAAAAGUGCUAUGUACUAAACCUCUUGAGAGACUUGUUUUUUUUUUAGUAACGAUACAUUGUACUGUAAUUUUUUUCCUGAUUUUUGAGAUGAGAAAAAAAUAAUUGAGAAAGCAGCAAAA
Molecule: messenger RNA, 1027 nt
Organism: Phlebotomus papatasi
Lineage: Eukaryota; Metazoa; Arthropoda; Insecta; Diptera; Psychodidae
Product: probable transcription factor Ken
Exons: 2
Coding region: 377-880 (167 amino acids)
Source: RefSeq, a predicted model, not a curated record